Molecule: messenger RNA, 3536 nt
Organism: Marchantia polymorpha subsp. ruderalis
Lineage: Eukaryota; Viridiplantae; Streptophyta; Marchantiopsida; Marchantiales; Marchantiaceae
Source: the annotation of a GenBank genome assembly
UUUCAGUCUCAUUGAGAGACCAUCAUUCAGCAUGGCCUUUGAUUGUCGUACCAAUUCGUCGUGUUUAAUUAACCAACCAAGUAACUGAGGUCAUCAGGAGCCCUUAUCAUAGUUCAGAGGGAGCACCCGUGUCUAACUGAGUUGACAAACGAGCAAUGGACGCAGUUAGUGGAUUCGGAGAAUGUGAGCACGUCCGGCGGUUGCCUUCGUCUCGUGAACGUUCUGACGAUCAUGGAGUUGCGAAUUCGCGCUACCGGUAGCGUCCAAACUGGCCACGCGACGCCGUAGGGUUUUCAUACCGGCCUCUCUCGCCCCUGUUUACCGGUUGUUGGGUUUCCCGCCGGUCAUCCCGGGAAGUUGACUGGGUGGCAAGCUCCCGCCUGACUGUAAUCCGGGCGACUGGUCGUUCAAGAGUAACAAGGUGCUGUCGGAAUCUGGAGACAGGAUCUCCCGACGGGAGUUGACAGAUGUUGGAAGACGCUUUCGCUCUCAGACUCCACGAGCAGUCACGAAACGUCCAAUUCGUACGCAGUUGAUGCGACGAUUCUUCAGCGUUGCGAAUUUUGUAUAUCGGCGGGAGCUCGAUUGCAAUUCUGCCGCAGGGCUGAGAAUUGGGAGCGCAGAAGAGAUGCUGCAGUUGGAGAAGUGAUUGCAGAGCAGAACCGUUGAAUUUUCUUCAGUCCAGCUGCCAAAAUGUUGCAAAGCAAGGCUUACGUGAAGAAAACUCGUCAUGGCCGAGUUCUCAAGGUGGUACGAGAACAUUAUUUGCGGGACGACAUAGCUUGUGGCACCAUUACCUGCACAGCUUGUGACAAUAGCAAAGCCUGUCUCAGCGCUUCUCCAGCGCCGAUUAUCGUCUUUGAUACGAAUGUCGUUCUCCGUCAGAUAGACCUUCUUGAGAACUCAGCCAUCAGCAAUGUGGUUGUGCUGUCAGUGGUUCUUGAAGAAGUGAAGAAUAAGGAUCUUAGUGUGUAUAAUCGCUUGCGCACUAUCUGCAGCAAUCCCGCUCGAAAUUUCUUCGUGUUCUCAAAUGAAAAUCACAGGGAUACUUAUAUCAAAGGUCUGGCGGGGGAAAGUCCAAAUGAUCGCAAUGACCGAGCAAUCAGAGUGGCAAGCAAAUGGUACCACGAGCACUUGGGACCCGCUUCUAAAGUUGUCCUCGUUACGAACGAUGCUGAGAACAAGAGGAAAGCGCUGGAGGAGGGGAUUGAUGCUCAAACCGUUGAAGACUUCGUUCGGAAGUUAGGUCAAGCAGAACUACUUGACUUGCUCGUUGGGGCUGGAACUGAGGAUGCACAGACGACAGCGGACGCCGACGACAAUCGACCAUCCAAAAGAAAAGUGAUAUAUCCUGAGCACAAACUGAUGUCUGAGAUAACUUCAGGGCUGCACAAGGGAAUUUAUCAUCAGGGAAAGCUUCGAGUGAACAGAUACAAUGGUUUCGAAGCGACUGUGAGUACUGAAAGCCUUGGACAGGAGAUACUGAUUCAUGGUCGAAUCGACAUGAAUCGUGGAUUUGAUGGGGAUGUGGUCGCUGUGGAGCUUUUACCACAAGAGCAGUGGCAGGAAAAUUCUCUCGAAAAAAUCGUAGAAGACGUUGACGAGGAUGAGAGCGAAGAGCCGGUCGGCUUAGUGCCAGGUAGUGCCGAGCAGUUGCCAGAGCUUAUUGAGACAGGUCCUGCAGCUCGACCCCGUGGUCGUGUGAUUGGUAUUAUCAAGCGUAAUUGGCGCCAGUACUGUGGAUCACUGGAGCCGGUGGAGAAUACCAGCUCAGCUGGGGGAAAGGUGAAUGCCUUGUUUGUGUCUGCCGAUCGACGACUUCCGAAAAUUCGAAUUCAAACAAGGCAAUUGGAAAACUUGUCGAACAAGAGAAUAAUUGUUUCAGUUGAUUCUUGGGAGCGAACCAUGCGAUACCCCAGCGGACAUUAUGUCAGUACUAUUGGAGACAUCGGCGACCGAGCGACUGAGAGCGAAGUAAUCCUGUUCGAGAACGAUAUCAACAACAAGCCUUUUUCACAGCAGGUUCUAGACUGCCUCCCUCCUCUGCCCUGGUCGCUACCUGCUGAAGAGCUACAAAACCCUAACAGGCGCGACCUGCGACAAGUCCGUGUUUUCAGUGUCGACCCACCUGGUUGCAAGGACAUUGAUGACGCCCUUCAUUGUACACUUCGUCCGGAUGGAAAUUACGAAGUUGGAGUCCAUAUCGCGGAUGUUACAAACUUUGUCCUUCCAGACACUGCCUUGGAUCAUGAAGCAUGUCAGCGUGGUACGUCUGUGUAUUUGGUGGAACGACGGAUUGACAUGCUUCCAAAGCCUCUAACAGAAGAUAUAUGUUCACUCCGAGCAGAUGUUGAGAGGCUUUCUUUCUCAGUGAUUUGGGAAAUGACACCAGAAGCUGAAAUUAUAUCAGCACAAUUUACAAAGAGUAUAAUCAAAUCCUGUGCUGCCAUGUCAUAUGCCGAAGCCCAAGCGCGCAUGGAUGACAGUCGGUUGUCCGAUCCCCUUACAGUCGAUCUUCGAAACAUGAAUAGGCUCGCUAAGAUUAUGAGACAAAGACGUAUAGAUAGGGGUGCCCUUACUUUAGCAUCUCCGGAAGUGAAGUUUGAGAUUGACUCAGAGACACACGACCCCCUGGAUGUUGGGAUGUAUCAAAUUCGAGAAGCGAAUCAGAUGAUUGAAGAGUUUAUGCUCGCAGCGAACGUAUCAGUUGCCGAAAAAAUCGUUGAACAUUUUUCCCAGUUUUCGAUGUUAAGGCGACAUCCUGUGCCAUCACCGAAGAUGCUGGAACCGCUACUCCUAACUGCAGCUGCAGUUGGUGUCGAUUUAGAUAUCUCAACUUCCAAAGCUUUAGCAGAUUCGCUUGAUCGUGCCGUGGGCGGAGAUCCAUAUUUUAACAAGCUUAUCCGCAUCCUCGCCACGCGUUGCAUGACUCAGGCCCUGUACUUCAGCAGCGGAGAUUGUACACCUCCGGAGUUUCACCAUUACGGACUUGCGUCGCCCAUAUAUACGCACUUCACUUCUCCUAUCCGAAGAUAUGCUGAUGUCAUAGUGCACAGACUGUUAGCUGCUGCGCUUGGUCUCAGUAAGGUACCUGGAGCUUUGAGGGAGAAGACGAUGUUGACAAGUGUUGCAGACAACCUGAACUUGCGUCAUCGAAACGCGCAGAUGGCUAGUCGGGCCUCAGUAGAGCUUCAUACACUCAUUUUCUUCAAAAACAGGCCAACCGACACAGAAGCGAGAAUAGUGAGAAUCAAAUCAAAUGGUUUGAUUGUUUUUGUACCCAAGUUUGGUAUUGAAGGUCCCGUGUAUCUUACGGGGAAAAAAGACAAGAAAGAUGAAAGUGAUUGGAUCGUUAACGAACAGAGUCAAACCACAGAAUCUCGUGAUGGCAAAUACCGCUUCAAAGUAUUAGAUAAGUUAGUUGUUCACAUCGAAGUAGUUGAGCCACAACCUAAUAGGCCAAAGCUACAAUUAACUUUGGUUGACCAAGCGAAUGAAUGUAUGAGCAUUAAAUAAAAGAUAUUGUGAGUUCAUGC